Molecule: messenger RNA, 2383 nt
Organism: Ricinus communis (castor bean)
Lineage: Eukaryota; Viridiplantae; Streptophyta; Magnoliopsida; Malpighiales; Euphorbiaceae
Product: transmembrane protein 53
Exons: 7
Coding region: 559-1881 (440 amino acids)
Source: RefSeq, a predicted model, not a curated record
UAUCCAAAGACAAUUUUAUGGAUAAUUCUUCUUAACAGAAUAUUCCAGUGAAUAUUCUUUAAAAUAUUUCCCUUUUUUAAAAGGAUCAAUUUAGUAAGAAACAUAUAAGGCGGGAAAACGCAACAGUAGAACAGAAGAAUUUCACGUUAUUAUUUAUUUAUUAACAGAGAAUAAUUCUAUUUUAAUUAUUUAUUGAACGAAAAGCCGAGAAGAACCACCGCCCCUAUUAACCAAUCAAACAUCCCAUUCCAAUUGGAUUCUCCUCCUCAGAGGCGCGUUUGGUAGGGGAAGAAAAGGAAAAAUCCGAAAUUUCUUGGUUGGUGCAGUUUGUAUGCUUUUAAUCGGGCUGUCAAAGAAGGGAACUUGACAGCCCGAUAUUCUUGGACUGAACGUUUUUGUUUUAAUAAGGUGUUUGCCUUUUCUUUCCCUGUUUGGGUUCUCACCAGAUUUUACUUGCCAUUCAUUUAUCACUCGGAUUGCCUUCUUCUAUAUAAAUAUAUAUAUAUAUAUAUUCUUAUGAGAUUUUACCUUUAUUUUUUUAUUUAUUGAUUCUACAUUAUGGGUUCGUUCUCUGCAAACUUUCAACGACCAAUAGCUGCAGCUGCUGCCGUUGCUGUAGCUUCUCUUGCUCCUGAUAAACUCCCGUCUCGUAAAUCUAACGAUUCUUGUUCAACCUCUAACCGAUUAGAUUCUUCAUUAUCUAACUCGGUGCAAGAAUCGAGCUUUUCAUGGGUUUCUCAUAUAUCAGUUUCUAAGCUAACCAACUUGUCAUUUGUGACUAGGAUUCGUGUACCUGUCCCUAACACUAACUUCUUGGUCUCGAAUUCAAUUCAGAAAUUUCCCCCCAAUUUAUUAGGUUCUUUUAUUGCUUCUUCUUCUCCUUUUCUUAAUUCAUACCAGUCUGCAGAGUUGGCAAAAGGGCCUCAACCAACUGCAUUUACAAACAAAAUCCCUACUUCCCCUCCUGAUGUACUGUAUAGAUGGCAUUUGCCUGAGCCAGAUGCUAUUGAUGUUUCUGGCUCUUCCGAUUGCUCCUCGGCUAAGUCUAGGACAGUUGUAGUUUUGUUGGGAUGGUUAGGAUCAAAGCAGAAGCAUCUUAAGAAAUACGCAGAGUGGUAUACCUCCAGGGGAUUUCAUGUCAUUACUUUUACUUUUCCGAUGUCUGAGAUUCUUAGUUACCAAGUUGGCGGGAAGGCUGAACAGGACAUAGACUUGCUUGUGAACCAUUUGGCUGAUUGGCUGGAAGAGGAGCAUGGAAAAAACCUGGUUUUCCAUACUUUUAGCAAUACUGGAUGGUUAACAUAUGGAGUUAUACUGGAGAAGUUUCAGCAGCAGGAUCCCUCUUUAAUGGAAAAAAUUAAGGGUUGUAUUGUUGAUUCUGCACCAGUUGCAGCCCCUGAUCCUCGGGUCUGGGCUUCGGGUUUCUCAGCAGCUUUUCUAAAAAAGAACAGUGUCGCUUCAAAAGUACAUUUGAACUCAAGAGAGUCAAGUGUGGAGGUAUCAGUUGGCAGAAAAACAUUUGUAGAGCCCAAACCUGCAGCAACUGAAGCAGCUUUAUUGGUGAUUCUGGAGAAGUUUUUUGGCGUGGUUUUGAAUCUUCCUACUGUGAACAGGAGGCUCUCAGAUGUGCUGAGUUUAUUAUCAUCAGGACAACCAACCUGUCCACAGCUGUAUAUUUAUAGCUCUGCAGAUAGGGUCAUCCCUGCAAGGUCUGUGGAAACAUUUAUAGAGGAGCAGAGAAAAGUAGGGCAUGAGGUCAGGGCUUGCAACUUUGUAUCCACACCUCAUGUUGAUCAUUUUAGAAAUGAUCCGAAACUGUACGGCACUCAGCUUAGCCAGUUUCUGGAUGACUGUGUGCUUACUUGUUGCAAACAUGCUUAACUGAAACCAAUCAGGACCCUGUGAAGAUACCACUCGAUACCACUCGAGUAGAACUGAAACUCAAAUCCCCCAGCAUCGAUGGCAACAGAAACUGGUUGGUUAGCAACAGCAUUCUUUAGUGCAGCUUCAUCGUUUGCUGGAACAUCCUCAUAACCGGUUAUCUUGGCUGAAGGCUUAGCUUCUUCCUUUGUCUUGCAAGUGCUAUCAGCUGCAUCAUAUGGAUAGGUGGCCUCACUAGCCAGGCCAUGCUGUUCAAUGAAUUUAAAGGCAUCAUCCAUCAGACCACCCUGACAUCCUUGAUCCUCACUGUUGGUGUCACAGUCAACAAGCUCUUGCUCUGAAAGUGAAAUCAAUUUUCCAGUUUUUAUCUCAGUGAUUCCUUCCACUGCUGCCACCGCUGAAAACGCCCAACAAGAUCCUACAUGUACAUUUUGAAUAAUGGAAGAGUUGGAGGCUAUUCAAAUUGAAUAAAAUCUUCAUCCAAAGACUAAUACUUACCACA